AUGACUUUUCGUGAAAAAGUUAGGCGCGUCUUCCACCGCUCCUCAGCCAGCCAGGAUACUGGCCGUCCCAAGGUGGAAUAUUAUCGUCGCCAUGAGUGCCCCCCUUCCAAGUUCCGCGGACCUUUUGAUAAGGAACAUCAAAAACGCCUUGCUGCGUGGUCCUUUGAUCGGGCGACGGUGGAACGCACGCGUUCUCUCGACUUGGCCCUGUCACCCUGCGCCACCUUUGAUUUACCCGGUCCCAACCCUUUAAUGGACCCAAUGGACAGCGACGAUUCCGGUGAAAUUUCCCCCGACGACGACGGGGUGGAAAUCGUCGAUUCCGGUAUGUUGAACAACCCCCAUCUGCUCAGGUUUCACCCUCUCGGAACCUGGCCGAUAUCCCCCCUCCUCUUAUCGUUCUCCAACCAAGAACAAGAUCAAGACCAGGACCGAGACAUCCUCAACUCGCGCCCCACCAACCACGGCUCUCAGUCCUCGACCGUCGUCAACUCCGAUAGUUAUAACGGCUCCAUGAUGACUCUGCUCAACGAGAAUUCCGUCUAUGACUUCCCCGAAGACCCUAUUUCCCAACUGAAGGAGUCCAUACGCUACUCCUCCCCCCAUUGUCCGCACUCUCUCCCCAACCUCACGGACCCCACGCAAGGACACUCGCUAGAUGGUUGA
Molecule: messenger RNA, 666 nt
Organism: Penicillium cosmopolitanum
Lineage: Eukaryota; Fungi; Ascomycota; Eurotiomycetes; Eurotiales; Aspergillaceae
Exons: 3
Coding region: 1-666 (221 amino acids)
Source: RefSeq, a predicted model, not a curated record